AUAGCCAUGAUCUAUUUUCAUAAUGUCUGCUCGGUACCCAGCUCCUUCCAGCUCACAGGCAUCCCAGGGCUGGAGUCCCUGCACAUCUGGCUCUCCAUCCCCUUUGGCUCCAUGUACCUUGUGGCUGUGGUGGGGAAUGUGACCAUCUUGGCUGUGGUAAGGGUAGAGCGUAGCCUGCACCAGCCCAUGUACUUUUUCCUGUGCAUGUUGGCUGCCAUUGACCUGGUUCUGUCUACUUCCACUAUGCCCAAACUUCUGGGAAUCUUCUGGUUUGGUGCUGGUGACAUCGGCCUGGAUGCCUGCUUGGGCCAAAUGUUCCUUAUUCACUGCUUUGCCACUGUUGAAUCGGGCAUCGUCCUUGCCAUGGCUUUUGAUCGUUACAUGGCCAUCUGCAACCCACUACGUUAUAGCAUGGUGCUCACUCAUACAGUGGUGGGUCGUUUGGGGUUGGUUUCCCUCCUCCGGGGGGUUCUCUACAUUGGACCUCUGCCUCUGAUGAUCCGCCUGCGACUGCCCCUUUAUAAAGGCCAUGUUAUCUCCCACUCCUACUGUGAGCACAUGGCUGUAGUUGCUUUGACGUGUGGCGACAGCAGGAUCAAUAAUAUCUAUGGGCUAAGCAUUGGCUUUUUGGUGUUGAUCCUGGACUCCAUGGCUAUUGCUGCCUCCUAUGUGAUGAUUUUCAGGGCCGUGAUGGGGCUAGCCACUCCUGAGGCCAGGCUUAAAACCCUGGGGACAUGCGGUUCACACAUCUGUGCCAUCCUGAUCUUUUAUGUUCCCAUUGCCGUUUCUUCCCUGAUUCAUCGAUUUGGUCGCUCUGUGCCUCCGCCAGUUCACACACUGCUGGCCAACUUCUAUCUCCUCGUUCCUCCAAUCCUCAAUCCCAUUGUCUAUGCUGUUCGCACCAAGCAGAUCCGAGAGAGGCUUCUCCAAAUCCUGAGGAUAGAAAAGAAGAUUAGCUGAUUGCUAUUUUCUUCUCAACUAAGCUCAUGGAGAAGGUGUUUAAAUAUGGUAGGCUGCUUCCUGUUGGGAACUUCACGAGCAGUUUGAGAUAUUAGGCCCUGUGGUCUCCAACUUUUGUAGUUCCAAAGGAAUACUAAGAAAGUAUACAACUCUAAGUCCUAAAGGUGGAAAAUAUAAGACUUAUGACUAAAAGAUACUUGAGCUGCAAAGAAGGUAAACCAACAGUAACGAUGACAAACUGCUAACAUUUAGCAUUGGGUCAUGUAACUCCUGGAAAUAUCCUGACAUGAAGUAUUAUUGUUUAUGUUUUAUGAGGAAAUAGGACAGAACACCUUGCUCUAUUAACUGCAUACAGUUACUUAAGCUGCCUUGCUCCAUGUUUUGACUGGAGUUUGUAAUACAUUGUUAAGUUAUAUAUUAAUACUUUCUACUCUUUGUUUCCUGUAUAUCUUUUAAGAGGUAAAUUCUAAAAACUAAAUCAUUUAAUCGAUGUUUCCUUAGUUACAAGAUACUUCCCGAGUUUAGCCUCUAGUGAUUGAGAUGCUGUUCAAACUGCUGGUAAUGUGUUCUAGAAGACUUACUUGUAAGCCCAGAAGAUUUGGGAAUACUUAUGAAAGAAUGUGGCCCCCCAAAAUUUGUCAGGUCAAUGAAGGAAAAUGAGACAAAAUUACCAUGUCUCAACAUUGCCUUUGUUGUAUUCUCUGCAGGCUCGAGACAUGAGGGCUCUGUGGAAAUAAGCCUUCCCUUUCCACAGAAACACUCCCCAAACCCUGGUCCAUCUGUAGGAUUCCUGCGGAGAGUGCUACAUCCUUAAAAUGAAUUGGCAUAAAUUGUGAGUUACACAAUUUAUAAAGACACUGACUUCAUCCUUCUGAUUAAGUGUUAACGCAAUAACUAGAGUGCAGUUAAUGUGAAUAAAGUGUUUAGUUACUAUGGUUAGGAAAAACUUAGAAACAAGGAAACACCUCAGAGAGGCCUCAGGAAAUUAGUACCAAAAACUGUUCUCUUGGUCCCCCUGGCUGACAUCCUUGCUCACUGGCUUAGCAAGUCCUUUAAUGUUAGUGGUCCUAGGGUUGACAUUUGGACCAUGCCUUUUAAACAUGCUCCGCAAGUUUAUCCAAGAAAGAAUAGAUUCGGUAAAAUUAAUGGUUCUAAGAUCUAACUAUGGGCCCCUGUGUCAAGAAGAGGACACCUAUUAAAGAUUUAAUACAUGAUUAUAAGAACAGGGGGGAAUGUGAUAUAGCUGGCCUAGAAUUAGAACCUGUAUAAUGCCAUUUUUUAAAGAACAGUGCUGUUUCCAUUCUCACAAUGACUGCUAACCUUGGCUUUUGUAAAUUGCUAGAUCAUUUGCAGGAUGCAAAGAGAGGUAAAGCUGCAUACCUCCUUUUAUCUAUCAGAAUUGCUGGCCUUUGUUUCCCAGAGUAGGCACCCCAAGAUCAUUCCAUCCUGGCGCCAAGCAACUGAAAAUCUAUGGAUCCCACCCCUACCCAGACGAUGUGUAAACGAAUGCUAAUCUUAGCAUUUGUGAACUCCUUAAAUGACAAUCAGAAUAGUCCUCUGGCCCUCGAAAUGUCCGGAACCCCCUCACCCUCAUCUCCGCCCAGAAGCUGAUUUGAAUCCACUGGCCCUCGGAAUGUCUGAAGCCCCUCACCCCAUCCUCUCCCCUCACCCCCGAGGCGAUUUUACGGGUAUAAAAGGUCUUGUCACCCUCUUUUACGGGGCCACGGGUUGGAGAGACGUGAGUCCUCCGUAGUUGCCGGCAAUAAACCUGCAA
This is a messenger RNA of Callithrix jacchus (white-tufted-ear marmoset), 2734 nucleotides long. Its product is annotated as olfactory receptor 52M1. The record is from RefSeq and is a predicted model, not a curated record. Gene Ontology annotation, molecular function: G protein-coupled receptor activity; olfactory receptor activity. Gene Ontology annotation, cellular component: plasma membrane. Lineage: Eukaryota; Metazoa; Chordata; Mammalia; Primates; Cebidae. Gene Ontology annotation, biological process: G protein-coupled receptor signaling pathway.